AUGGCAUCAAUGUCCAUGAUGGAGAAACUGGGACUACCUCCUUUUCUACAGGGCAUGAACUCGACUUCGCUGCCCUUCAACUCCUCGGCGGGGUUCCCAUCCGGCAUCAUGGACACCUUUCUCGUGUCCGCCGGCCAAGCCUCGCCGCUACUCCAGCUAUUCCUCUUCGUCUACCGCUUCAUCGGAGCUCAGUUGGGUCUCGAUCCAUCCAUACUCCUGACGUUCCUGGGCUGUCUCUGGGGUUUGUCCAAGCUGUUCGACCAGGUGUACGCCUUUGUGGACUACUUCAUCAGCCUGUACUUUCGGUGCACCAUCUGCGUCAGCGAGACUGAUCAGAUGUACACGAACCUGAUGCAGUUUCUGUCUGAGCAGCAGGACAUUGCGACGAAUCGACACCUCACGGCGCAGACUGUUUUCAAGAGCGCGUGGGAUGAGGAGGAGGAUUCGGCAAAGUUUCUGGCGACGACGAGUGUUGACGAUGAAGAGGACUCUCCAAAGUAUCUCAACUUUGCUAGUCAGGCAGCUCGAUGCAGCCCUCGCUAUGUUCCGGCCAUGGGAACCACUGGGUUUUGGCACAACGGGACCUACUUCAAGGUGAACAGAAGAAGAGAGUCCUUGCAGAGUAGUAACUCCUGGGUCAGUCAGAAGGACGUCGAGGAGCUCAAGAUUUCUUGCUUUGGCCGAUCGAUUAACCCUAUCAAGCAGCUUCUAGCAGACGCCAAGACAGCCUACUUCCUCGACACUCGGCAGAAGACGACAAUCUACCGGCCUAGGAACAAGGAGAGUCGUCGUGACGCCUGGAGCAUGUGGCAGCAGGUCGCAAGACGGCCCAUCCGCCCGAUGCGCACCGUGGUCCUGGAGAAGGAGGAGAAGCACGACAUCCUGAGAGACAUCAACGAAUACCUGCACCCUGCGACUCCUAGGUGGUACGCGUCUCGCGGUAUUCCUCUCCGCCGGGGUUACCUCUUCCACGGCCCUCCGGGCACAGGAAAGACUAGCUUCUCCUUUGCGCUGGCUGGCGUUUUUGGUAUCGACAUUUAUGUCAUCAGCUUGCAGGACCCUACGAUCGGCGAGGAAGAUCUGGCUGUUUUGUUCACGAGGCUUCCUCGUCGGUGCAUUGUUCUUCUGGAGGACAUUGACACGGCUGGUCUGCGUCGGCCGGCUGACGAUGAUAAAGAUGACGAUGAAGAAAAGAAGAGUGAAAAGGACACUGAAAGCAAGAGCGACGAAAAGACAAAGAAGGAAAAGACGACCAAGGAAAAGAAGGCCAAGAAGGCCAAGGACGACACAACCGACAGCGACUCCUCCAGCUCCGAGGAAGACCGCAAGAGACGCAAAAAGAACAAGAAGAAGAAGGGCAGUAAGAACAAAGAGAGCACGACAAGCAGGACUACUAAUAAUAUCCUGUCCGUGGAGAGCAUCUCACUCUCUGGCCUUCUCAACGCCAUCGACGGCGUUGCCUCGCACGAGGGUCGUAUCCUCAUCAUGACCACCAACAAGCCCGAGUCACUGGACGAGGCCCUCAUCCGACCUGGCCGUGUCGAUGUGCAGGUGGGAUUCAAGAAUGCGACGAGUAUUCAGUCCACUGAGCUAUUUUACCGCAUGUACGAGACUUCUCGACCUAAUCCUGUACUCCCUCUCAAAGAGCAGACGUCUUCCAAGCCAACUGCUACCACAACCACCAAGGCACAGAACGGAAGCAUUCUCGGUCCAGAAGACAUCAAAAACACCGAAGAAGACCUCCCACCCAAAGAACUCAAGAAAAUCUCUGAAGAAUUCGGCAGGCUCAUCCCAGAAGCCAUGUUCUCACCAGCCGAGAUCCAGGGGUUCCUCCUCAAGCGAAAGAAGAGCCCCCGCAAGGCUCUGGAGGAUGCAGCUGGGUGGAUCGAGGCUACCGUGAAGCAGAAGGAGGCCAAGUCCAAGGUUGCUACUGUUCAGUGA
Molecule: messenger RNA, 1941 nt
Organism: Fusarium falciforme
Lineage: Eukaryota; Fungi; Ascomycota; Sordariomycetes; Hypocreales; Nectriaceae
Exons: 3
Coding region: 1-1941 (646 amino acids)
Biological process (GO): mitochondrial respiratory chain complex III assembly; protein insertion into mitochondrial inner membrane from matrix
Cellular component (GO): mitochondrial inner membrane
Molecular function (GO): ATP binding; ATP hydrolysis activity
Source: RefSeq, a predicted model, not a curated record